Helicoverpa armigera (cotton bollworm) is the source of this 917-nucleotide messenger RNA. It is a transcript of the gene Trs20, whose product is annotated as TRAPP subunit 20. The coding region runs from base 128 to 550 and encodes 140 amino acids. Gene Ontology annotation, cellular component: cytoplasm; nucleus; TRAPP complex. Gene Ontology annotation, biological process: endoplasmic reticulum to Golgi vesicle-mediated transport. The transcript has 3 exons. Lineage: Eukaryota; Metazoa; Arthropoda; Insecta; Lepidoptera; Noctuidae. The record is from RefSeq and is a predicted model, not a curated record.
CAUGUUAGACUGUCAGACGGAUUGAAUUUGACAGAUCAACAAUUUAGGAAAUUGGUGACACCUACAAAAAUAAAGAUUUUUCAUGAAUUUUAGGUGAAAACUGCGUCAUUUACGUUUCUAAUCCAGAAUGUCAGCAGGAACUUACUAUUUCGUCAUCGUCGGGCACUCCGACAACCCAAUAUUUGAAAUGGAUUUCAUACCAGUCACUAAAGAACCCAAGAAAGAAGACAACAGACACUUGAAUCAAUUCAUAGCCCAUGCAGCACUGGAUUUAGUAGACGAACACAUGUGGAAGGUCACCAACACAUACCUGAAGUCAGUGGACAAGUUCAACCAGUGGUUUGUCUCAGCAUUUGUGACUGCGAGCCAGAUGAGGUUUAUAAUGGUCCAUGAUGCUCGCAAUGAGGACAAUAUCAAGAACUUCUUCACAGAUGUUUACGAAGCUUAUAUCAAAUUGAUGCUGAACCCCUUUUACAAGGAAGACACGCUCAUAACACUGCCAGCUUUUGAAAAGAAAGUCCAGUUUCUAGGCAAGAAGUAUCUAACAUAAGUAACUUUAGUCUAUAGUUUAAUGUGUAUUUAUUUAAAAUAGAAUAUUGUAUAAUCUGUUAUAUAAGGGAAACUGAUAAGUCUACAGAGAAUAUUACAGGAAAGUUGCUAUGUUGCUGCUGUCUAGUCUGUACCAUACUAUGUUGGUUUUGGCUUCCAGUCUCACUGGUUGCAGCAACUCCUCAUCUGACCUCAACCUGGUAUAAGCCAGACUAAAAUAUCAAUAAGCAGCAGCCGGUUAUUCAAGCUUUUCUUUCUGAAUAUGACUCUCAUUGUUAUGAAGUUGUUGAAUGUGCUUAUAAAAUAAUGUAAGUAUUAUAAAUAAAAGAUGUAAAUAUUUCUAAUAAUAAAUUACUUUUGUACCAAAA